AUGAACUUUAGUACCCUUGCCGAUGACUUAAAUGCAACAGCAGAUAUCUGCGAUGACAUCAUUACAACAAAUCAAAAAGACCAACUCGAUGCUUUAAAAAAGACAAUUCAGACACUCAAAAAUAUAAUCGAGCAAAAAGAUAAAUUAAUUUCAACUCUCAAAGGAAAUAUAGACAUUAUUGAGCAAAAUACAAAUAAUUUCAUGUCAGAGCUACUCGAAAAUUCGAAAGAUGAAGAAAGAAACGAAUUAUUAAACAAUUUACUUGAAGAGCCAGAUUAUAAUGUUAAGUAUUCUUCAUUAUAUCAGCUUCUUAAUAUUGAUUACGCAUGCUCUAAAAAAGAUAAAGAUGUGAUUUCAAGACUUCGUUCACAAUUAUUUGGUCAUGCUCUUCUUCUUGUUCGUAUUAGCACUCAUUCUGAAUACCGUAAUCUCUUAUUGAUGGAUGAUUAUCAAGAAAAUGAAGAAAUUACUGCCCAAACAAAAGAUAUUUUAUUUGAGAUGGCUCAGAGAACUGAGAGUCUUGUAUCAAAAGUUUCUGAUGAAGAAGUGGAGGCUCUUCCAUAUGGAUCAAUUGCAAAUGUUCUUGGUUGCGAAAUUAACUUGGAAGAAAGAGCUGAAGUCAUGAAAGAACUUUUGGCUACAGAUACACUGGAUCCAAAUGAGUUAAAAGAUAUGCUUUUGCAAGAGACUGUAAUUACAUCUAUAUUAACAAAUUACUCAAAUAAAAUUAUUGAAACAAUGGAAGAACUCGAAGAAGCCAAGAAAGAUCAACUUAUUGGAUUCAAGAAUAGAGAUACAGAAGUUAAAGAUAUACUAGAACCAGUUUAUCUCAAACUUUGUAAAGCAUUUGGCCAAAACAACAUGGAAUUUUCUUUUGACUCGUUUAUUGAUAAGAGUGAGCAACUUGCAGAUAAUCUCAUUUUAGCUCGGGAACGAACAGGUAUAGAUAAUGGUCUUUUCACAGAUUACGUAGAUUUAACUGACCGUGCAAUCUAUAAAUUAAGCAAAAAAUUGAAAGAAACACAAACGAUACUUAAGAGACAAACUAGUAACUUGUCUAAAUGCGGAAAUGAAGGAGUUUGGCAAAAAUGGGCUCGAAGCCUGUAUGCAGGAUUGAUGGGUUUUGAGAAUAAUCCGGCGAAUGAUAUCGAUCUUCGAGUGGCAAUAGAAGAAGCAUGCUUGACAUCUGUCGGAAAUAGGAAAUUAGCAGAAAGAUUACAAUCUCUCAGAACUCAAAAGCAAAUUAUUAAGAAUCUUCCUGAAAUUUCUAAAAGGCCCAUGUCUUUCAAAACAUUGUUAUGUACAACAAUGUUUGCAAAAAGAAUAUCUAAGAUAUCGGGUCAUUCAAAGGCAUAUUAA
Trichomonas vaginalis G3 is the source of this 1359-nucleotide messenger RNA. RefSeq lists its product as uncharacterized. The transcript has a single exon. NCBI's taxonomy places the organism in Eukaryota, Parabasalia, Trichomonadida, Trichomonadidae. The record is from RefSeq and is a predicted model, not a curated record. The coding region runs from base 1 to 1359 and encodes 452 amino acids.